AUGGACCUCAACUUCGGCACACCCGCUCGACUCGAGCGUCAGAUCGCUCAGGAUCUUUUAGAGACACAGUCCGAGUUCGAUCUCUCGGUCCCAGGUGGUGACAUGCGCGAUAUCAGCGCUUCCAUCACACGGACACCUCUAGCUCCCUCAAAUCGUCAGAACUCGUCAUUCUCCAGCCCAUCAGUUUCAUCCGAAGCAUCUAUCACUUCGCCUUCCAAACACACCCAUCUCGCCACCCCUCAUGCUAACAGACAGCCUGUCACCCUUGCCGCCGCUAUACAGAAUGCGCGAGAUCGUCGCAACAACGACGCUGGUCAUUUAGCCAACGCCAUGUCAGCUUCUUCAUCCACAUCGAGCCUCUCCGACACGCCUCAUUCGGCUCAGUUUUCAGAUCCAUAUUCUCACGUCAGGAGCUCCUCGCCACCACUCACUUCCACCCCUCACCCUACUAUCCGCCCGCCCUCCACCGUUGGCUCCCGAUCUCGCACAACCGUGACAGCACGUCUGCACCGUCCAUCGUGCGCAGAUGGCACCUCAACCCAACGAUACGACGACACAACAAAAACAUCAGCUUCUAGGGCAACUCGCUCCGCCCGUUCUGCAUCCGUCGUUCUCGAUGACCUCACGGAGUCAUCCAUCGCCCCGGAGGAUGCCCCCCAUCAGCAACGAGAUGGCACAGAGCCGGAGACACAUGACGUGGCGCAGCAGGAUGGUCAAGAAGAUGGCCGCGACUUUGUAGUCUAUAAUGCGCCCUCGGCCUCGUCAACCUCGCAGCAAGCCUCGUCUGCUAUUAGUCAGGAUCAAGAAGGCGCAGCCGGCGAUGCAAUCGAUUGGCGCCAACGACGAGCGCAACGAAGGCAAUUGGUUCAAGUCGAUGAGUCUGCUGUCGAUGAUGACGAGAGUCAAGUUCAGCCCGAUACAGAAGCACACACCCUUGCCUCGUCACAGCAAAUCGCAACUAUCGCAACGUGCGCCAGCUCUGUUGCCGAGACCGAGGAUACUGUCGCUGCCUACUCAAGUCCUGCUGCUGCUCGUCUGGCCCGUCAGGGUAUCAUUCCAGCUUUAGCAGCUGCAACCAGGCCCGCGCCAGGCUCUGCAACAAGCACACCCAGUCGCCCGCUUCAAGAGAACUUUGCUACACCAAAGCAAGCUUCAGCCUCCGGAGAGCGCGCCAGAAUGAAGCAGUAUCUCCUCAACAGCGUCAAAGCAACAGGCAGGACACGUCCACGAAAUGGCAGAUCUUCUGACGCCCAUCACGAGGCAAUCGAACGUCUCAAAGCACAAGCACAACUUCAAAGGACACCAGCUUCACUUUCAGAAGGUGACGCCAGAACCAAUCAAGACAGUUCCCCGCUCACAUCUACUCAUCCCACACCGCGCCGUAGAAUGGACCGUGUAGGCAAAGCCAACACAUUCGCUGCUGGCCGCACACCAUUGCCCAAGGGAAGCGUCGCCGAGCUGCUUCGACGAGGCGCGCUCUUUGGUGUUUCCGACUCGAGCCAUUCCUCGAGCGCGCUUGUCGAGAGUCCUCUUCGGGAAGGACCAGAGGCAGGCGAGCAAGCCAAGGAUGAUGAAGCUGCGAGCGCCCUCGGCUCUACAACCUACUCGGAGGCCUCAUCCAAUGACCUCGCCCUUGCUCCCAAUCGCUCAAAGCAUGGCGCAAUGGGCUUGAGGGCCAACACAUCUUUCCCAGGCUUGGGCGCCGCUGCUGCUGGAACAGAAGCUAACUCUGUUGCAAGGCCACGUGUCGACGCUGCAAAGUUGGCAUUGUACCAAAGCAAGCUCAAUGCUCGUUUGGAUGCCGAGAAUGAACAACUUAAACGUGAACGUGAUCAGCUGCUGCAGAAGCUUGCUAAACUCGAGGCAGCAUCCCCGGCUCAAUCUGCACAGCCAGACGUCGAAGCGAUCAAUCAGCAGCUGCAAAGCCAACGAGAACGAGCCGAUGUUCUCGACAAAGAGGCACAGGACCUUGCUGACCUCCUCGAUGAGAAGCAACGCGAACUUGAAUCCCUCCGAGGCCCACAGAGCCCAACACAAGCCAGAGGCGAGAACAAGCAGGAACUGCGGGACGAGAUCGACGAGCUUCAACGACUGCUCAAGGAAAGGGACGAGGACAUCGAAGAACUCCAAGCUCGCCUUGAGAGGGAACGGACACAAAUGGAAGAGCAGGUCCAGCAGGCCAAAGCCUUCUCUUUCCAAACGCUUGACCGGAUCGAGACCGAGAGGGACCAAGCACUUGAACGCAUUCAAGCCUUGCAAGCAGAGCUUUCGGAACUGCAAGAGCGCCAACAGCAUUCAGGCACUCAGCCACGCAGCGACAUCAACGAGCAGUCUUCAAAUUUGCAGCGCCGCAUCGACGAGCUUGAGUCGGAGCGAAUCAUUUUGAAGGAAGAGCUCGAGUCGAAGACAGCGUCAAUCGAGCAAAUGAGAUCGCAAAUGGACCAGCUUCGAGACCAAGCAAGAAGCGAUGCGGCCCGCAUCCGUGGUCUCGAACGACGCUUGAAUGCUGCCACCGCUCAGCUGUCCAAGGCAGGACACGCAGGCCAGGACGCCGACGACAGUCAACUUUCGCAGCUUGAGUCCCUCAAACACGAACUUCGCCAGACACAGGCGCAUAUGGCCGAGCUUGAAGCAAAGGAGGUCGGCCAGAAGACAUCCACAUCAGGUUCCGUGCAAGAGGAGAGAAUUCGAUUCCUUGAGCGCCAAAAGGCAGACCUGGAAGAGCGCGUACAGCAGUAUCGGGAGAUGAUCAGCAAGGGUGUUGGCACGAACCUGGCAAACCUUUCCAAGGACGGUGAGAUGGGCCAUGCCACGCCUGUCCCACCAGCGACACCGGGAAGAACAGCUCUCGGAUCUUCGCCACUCCCAAAGUCGGUUAUGAGCUUGCGAAACAUCUCGGCUGUCAAGACGCCUCGCUCUCCCGGACCUCUCAGCGAAGCUUCGUGGCUCUACAACGAAUCGAGCCUCGGCGCAGCCAACGUCGUGGACAGAAUUGCGUACCUCGAAGGUGCUCUCGACGACGCCAAUGCCUCCAUCGACGCCAAACUACACCAGCUCGACGAAGCAGGUGUUGCCCAUCUCACCUUGGCCGAACGACUUCAGCAGGCGCACGAGCGUAUCGCCGAGCUCGAAGCCGAGAUCGAAAGGCUCCGAAUGGCCGGUGGGCACAGCGCAGAUACCUCGACUGCUAGCCCAAGCAAGAGCGUCAGCCAACGACAAAAGGUCUUCGCCGACGUCCAUGCUCAGCUCGAAGCUCUUAAGAGCCGGUGGGCUGCCGACCACGACAAGCUGCAACAGCGCGAACGCGAAAUCAAGCGUCGCGAAAAGGAGUUGCAAGACCGAAGCAGCGAGAAACAUCAAUAUCAGGAGGUGCUCGCAGAGCUCAACCGCUUCAAGGAAGCCGCAUCUUCAUUGCAGCAAGACUUGCAAAAUGAGCGAGCCAAGCAGAGGAGCAAGCUCGCCGAGACUCGAGCUGCUAGUCACCAGAAGGACUCGAUCGAAGGCAGCUUAUCCCGUACGCAGGCCGAGCUGGAUGCGGUCAAGCGCAAGCUGGAAGAGAAAAAAGGCGGACUCGAGCAUCUUGGACGUCAAUACAUGCAGAAGGCUGUACAGCCGGACAGCUCAUUAGGCCAUCGUGAGAGGGUCCAGCUCGAUAGCCAGACUGAACGUCUUGCUGAACGCUUCCAAGCGGCACAGACUGAAGUUGAGCUGCUCAAAGCCGAACGUAACGAUCUUCUUUCUCAGCGAGCCGGCCUGCACAAGAAGUUCGCUGACGCCAAUGAAAACUACGAGCAGGUCCUUGCUGACCUUGCUGCUUCUCGAACUGCCUUGGCUGAGCACCAGGCGCAGUUGGACGAGCAGAUCCUACAAAUGGAGGCGGCGCACGCUGCAUUGCGCUCUAAGAAAGCUGCUUACGAAAAGAUCGCUGGCGAUCGGGAUAGACUCAGGGCAGAGCGCGACCUCAUCGUGCACGAUGUGGGCAUGUUUGAACAAGAGCUACGCAAGCUUCGACGUGAAGCUGAUCGACAGGGUCAAGACCUGCAGGCACUCCGAGCAGAGCGCGAGGAGGCUCGUCAGCAGCUUGCAUUGGAUGGAGCUGCAAAGGACCGAGAACGUGCCGAAUUCAUAGUCCAGCUCAGAAGCCUUGUGGAUCAGCUCAAGUCCAAGACGCAGGAGGUGGAUCGCAUCAAGACCAAGCUCGACGAGCUGGAGCGAUCCAGGACAAGCUCUGUUCCUCCACCAUACGCUGAAGAGCCGUCGCUUAUCGCAGCUAGGAAGAUGCACCAAGCCGAAUGCAAGGGUCUCAUCCUCCAGAUCAAGUAUCUCAAGCUCAAGCUCAAUCGUGAGAUGGACCUUCGCGCUGACCUAACGCACCAAAAGCAGUACAUCAGCCUGCUCCUUCAAGGCCUUGCACGCUCCGACGCCGAGCUUGGCCGACUCAUCUUCGAUCUCGACCUUCAACAUCACGCAAGAGACACACGAAGAAGGCAGUCAGACGCCAAGAGAAGGUGGAACAAGGCUCUCAAUGCAGCAACGGCUGUAGCGAGGAUGCAGUUGCUGGCGAAGAAGGCAGAGGAGGUGGUAGACAUCAAGCAGAGCUUGCAAAAGGCUCACCAAGAAGUCAAGUCGCGUAGGAAUGUCUUGCCUUUGCAGGACCAGAAAGCAGGAACGGCGACCGCUGCCGACUUGGUUGGCUUCAAGGCUGGGUUAGCCAGCAGAAAGUGA
Molecule: messenger RNA, 4725 nt
Organism: Ustilago hordei
Lineage: Eukaryota; Fungi; Basidiomycota; Ustilaginomycetes; Ustilaginales; Ustilaginaceae
Exons: 1
Coding region: 1-4725 (1574 amino acids)
Source: RefSeq, a predicted model, not a curated record